AUGUCGUCCUUCAAUCCUAAGAAACGCCGCCGCGAAAAGGUAAAUGUGGAUGUCAAACUUGUAGAAAUAUACGACGAUUUGAGCAACGAGAACGAUGAAAUCAGACUCAAAGCUGCAAGUGACUUGCUCUCGCGAUUCACGCCAGAUGCGAACCCGGCACCUGAAGAUGUCGAAAAGGCCUUGUUGAGACUGUUUCGUGGACUUUGUAGCAGUCGAAAGGCUGCCAGGCUAGGGUUUUCAAUUGCCUUGACUGAACUUUUGUCUAUUCUCUUUGGUCAGUCUAAGGGCGAGGGGAAGAAGGUUGUCUUGGACAUGGAUGUGUCAAAAGCAAUUGACCUCCUAGAGUCGAAUACAAACACUUCGAAUGCCGAAUCUGGUCAGGAAGAGAGAGACCGCCACUUUGGCAGGCUGUUUGGUGCAGAAGCCAUUUUGAAAAGCUCAAUUCUUUUUCAGCCUAAAGUCCCAUUUGAAACCUGGACUAGGCUCCUCUCUCUGGUUUUUGAAUUGGCCAACAAGAAACCCUGGCUCAGAGGAGAGUGCGGGUAUAUCAUCUUCUACGCGAUACGUGAUAUUGGUGCGCGAAACAGGAGUGCGAAAUAUGUCGACUCUGCACUUGCUGCGCUGUGCGAGAAUAACCUUGCAAAAACCCCUGAAGGUGUUGCGAUCUGGUUAGCGGCCAUGGAUAUCUCUUUGUCUCCACCAGUCGUCUUCCCUUAUGGUGUCUGGAACCAUGAUAACCCGUUAAACUCUCGAGAGAAAGCUACAUUGGCUAAAAUUAUGAAAGAGUCCUCAGGUCAGGAUGCAUCAAAUGGCGAAGAUACAACGAUCAAGAGCUCCGGAGUCUGGAACCCAAAACUCCCCUUUGCAUGGGACCCGAUUCUGGCCAAGUUGUAUACUUCUCCCGUGGAAAAGCCACCAAUCGAGGAUAAGGGGGAAAAGGGCAAGGCAGGACAGUUGGCAUUCUCCGACUUCUGGACCGAGGUAGUUGACUGUGGUUUGUUUGCAGCUGCUUCAUCAGAAGAGCGCAAGUACUGGGGUUUCCUGGUAUUUAUGAAAGUGUUGAACGAGGCGCCAAUUGAGGUAGCUAGCCUAAUUUUCACUCAGAAUUUCAUGCGCUGCUUGGUGAAUCAGCUUGCUGUUGAAGACCGCUACCUCCAUAAAAUUGCCGUUAAAGCUGCAAAGUCGAUACAGGCCCGAGUGUCGAAGGAAUCCGAGUUUGCUUAUCCUGCAUUAUGUGGGCUCAUGGGGCCUCGGGGAGCUAUCAACUUUGAUCAGAUUGCCAAAGUCAAGGUUGUCGAAAAGAUUAUUAACGAUGUACCCCAUACCGCAAUCAAGCAACUCAUGCCUUUUUUCGAGGGGCUGAUCGUCAAUCCUGAUGCUGAUGAGAAGGUGUCUGCAUCCAGACGCCAGCAGAUCGCCAAUUUUCUCCAAACAAUUACAAAGUCUCUAAUGGCUGCGGCUAAAGAGAGCAGUUCUGAGGAGCUAGACGCAGCUGUUGAGAUGAUUAUUCUUACGCUUGCUCGCUACACUUACUUUUCCAGGGAUUCCGCGAAGCCUCCAAUCAGCGAUGCUACCAGAGAGCUAUUCAGGAACAAAAUAAUUGCUUGUUUAAACAUUGUCAUUAGCAGUCAGAAACGCUCAGCCGAUAUCGCAUACAAAAUUGUACAAAAGAUUCGGGACUUGGAAGAGAAUGAAAAUCCUGGAAAUUUUAUCAUUGAUAUGAGUGAGAGCAUUACAGAGUCUGUCCAGUCCGCAUUCAAGACGCUCAAGAAGAUCCAUAAAAAGAGUAAACAAGACGAUGGGCAACAGGACCAGACUGUCCAGGGACUCAAAUUGCUCUAUUCUCUUACUAUCCUCCAGACAUACAAUGGCGAUGGCGAUGCUGUGUCUAUGCUAGAUGAGCUGAAACUAUGCUAUGACAAGUUCUUAAGCCCCAAGAAGGCUAACCAUGAAGAACGCGAUCAAGCAUCAGACGCCCUUGUGGAGAUUCUCCUCAGUUUUGCUUCUAAGCCUUCUCAUCUGUUCCGAACGAUGAGUGUGCAGGUCCUUGACGCAAAGGAAAGUUUGGCAGGUCAGCAGGAGCUAUUCGACAGGGAUGAUGAGGAUGAAAACGACGAAGAAGGGGAAGACGAUAGUGAUGUUGAAAUGAUUGAUGGGUCUGAUGUUGAGAUAGCUGAUGCUGCAUCAGAAUCUGAAUCCGAAGAAGAGGAAGAAGACGACAACGAAGAUGAAGAUGAUGGCGAGAACGAUGAUGAAAACCUGGCUGAGUUUGACGCGAAACUCGCUGCAGCACUGGGAACUCAUCGUGCCGAUAAAGAUCUAGAUGCAUCCGACGGCUCUGACGGUUCCGAUAUGGGAGACGAUGACAUGGAGGCUAUAGAUGCACAACUUGUCAAGGUCUUCCAGGCCCGUGAGCAGGCAUCAAGCAAGAAGAAGGAUAAAAAGGAUGCCAAAGAGACCAUGAUCAAUUUCAAGAACAGAGUUCUCGACCUGCUUGACAUAUACGUCAAGAAAUGCCACUCUAACCUCCUGGCGCUUGAUAUUAUUCUCCCACUCCUGCAGCUGCUGCGAAAAUCAAGUGUGCAGCAACUCGUUCAGAAAGCGGCCAAUGUUCUUCGGGAAUAUACGAGACUGUGCAAGGGUUCGUCUGUGCCCGAAAUCGAGUCUACUGAGCUAGUCUGGGACCUGCUCAAACAAGUGCACAGCGAGGCUACGCAUAGUGCGUCUGGUCCACACGCUACGUCUUGCAGCCAGGCAAGCCUUUUGCUUGCGAAGGUCCUUGUGGCUCAUGAAAAGGAAUCAGUCUCGGGGAUUGUGGAUGUAUACGCUGAUACGCGCAAAAAGCAGCUGUUGAGCAACAAGUGUCAUGUUCAGGCUUCGUUCUUUUCUGAUUGGAAUAACUGGUGUGUGUCUGCUAGUAAGCAGUUGAAGAGUUGA
Messenger RNA from Microsporum canis CBS 113480, 2937 nucleotides. Its product is annotated as DNA polymerase V. Lineage: Eukaryota; Fungi; Ascomycota; Eurotiomycetes; Onygenales; Arthrodermataceae. The record is from RefSeq and is a predicted model, not a curated record. Gene Ontology annotation, cellular component: nucleolus. Gene Ontology annotation, molecular function: rDNA binding; transcription factor binding. Bases 1 to 2937 code for a protein of 978 amino acids. Gene Ontology annotation, biological process: regulation of DNA-templated transcription. The transcript is spliced from 5 exons.